Molecule: messenger RNA, 3199 nt
Organism: Klebsormidium nitens
Lineage: Eukaryota; Viridiplantae; Streptophyta; Klebsormidiophyceae; Klebsormidiales; Klebsormidiaceae
Source: the annotation of a GenBank genome assembly
UUAGCAUAUUCAAAUAGAAGCUCUGCGCUUUGCUGCUGCGCUCGGCUAGCUGUGAUCCGGGUGCCAGCAGGGGCAGCUCUGGUGGCACCAGCAGGAGCAGGGGCCGGGUUUCUCACGUCACUCUUGAUCUAGCAUGCAGUCUAAUUAGGUAGCUACGUUUUAAGCUCAAGUCAGGUGGCGGGCGCUGCAGAAGCCCCCAUCUUUUGAAAGGGAGGACCACCAGUUUGACGCCACCCCGGCCCAUGAAUGAUGCUGGCAGCUGGGCCCUUCAGCGGGCAGCGCGUGUUUGCACCAUCCAGUGUAGAGUUAUGGCAUGCGACUGCACGAGGGUUUAACGUGCCAACACGGCAUGGUCUGCUGUGUAAUGCGCUGCAAGAUCUGGACAAUGCAGGCUUCCGUUUGCAGAGCAGAUACCGGGGACUUCAAGCGGGUCCCUACCUGAAAGCUGAUCUAUGCUGUAUUUCAUUCACUGGCGUAAGGCAGCUAACCGAUUGCCUGCAUGGGUUCGGAGUGGAAGGACACGAGGAGCGCUUCUUGCAUGCGAGGUCGAAGGAUCGCCUGGCAGGUGUCGGUGGUGUGAGACGCCAGGGGCAUGCUGCAGAAAGUUUCCAUUCUAGUUGUCGUAGGCGCCGGGGGAGGAUCACAUGCGGUGCUAAGAAGGGCGCCAAGGGUGGUGGGGACGAGGGGCCCAAGAGCGACACUGAUGGCCGGCAGUCUACCCCGCCCAGGGUCUCCACCAACAUCAAUAUUCCGGUGCGGUACCAGCUACGUUAUGUCAAGGCGCUCAAGGAGUACCAGAAGAAUGCCUCGGGCCCUCCGGUCCGCCAAGCCACGGGGUACCGGAGAAAGAAGGAGCGGCCGUCUGAAAGCAGCGGGGUCGCAAGCGGGGACGUCGUGGCACCGUCCACCAGUCUCAUGGGGCAGGGCGUCAUGGAAGAGCUGAAUCUGGAGCCCCCAGUGUUGUUGGUGGACGGGUACAACAUGUGCGGCUACUGGCCCAAGCUGAAGAAGCACUUUUCUAAGGGGGACCUUGAGGCCGCGCGUGCCAAGCUCAUCGUGGAGCUGCAAACAUACGGCGCGUGCAAAGGCAUCAAAGUGGUGGUCGUAUUCGAUGCUCAGAAGUCGGGGCUGCAAUCUCACAGCGAGGGAGACAAGUAUCUGAAGGUCGUGUACUCGGCCGACGAUACCGCCGACUCUUGGAUCGAACGGGAGGCCAAGAACCUGCACGACAAGGGCAACCACAACGUAUGGGUGGUGACGUCAGACCUGGCUCAGCAAAGCAUGGCGUACGGCGUCGGCGCAACCGUCUGGAGUUGCGGCCUGCUAAUCCAGGAGAUCAACCAGGCUCGAAAGGAGAUGCUGAAGCAGUUGGAAGAGGACAGAAUGAUCGGCGAGCUCUCCUCCCGUACGCCCACCUUCGAGGAGUCCGUCUCGCGGGACAGUUUCGACAAGUUGGCCUUGCUCUACGAGCAGCUCAGCCGGGGGGCGCCCCCGGAGGACCCCUUCGGACGCGCUGACGUCAGCGGAGCGUCCGACGAUGACGUCAGCAGAGAGUACGGCUCGGCCGAAGACGACAUCGCGUGGCUGUCCGAAUGGGCUCAUUCAGACGGCGAGGACAGCGAGAUCGAAGUUGAGGAUUCGGAGAACGAGAGCGGGGAACAUUUCCACCGGUCCCAGAAUGGUCGUGGGUUUGGAAACGGUGUUUCAUUUGACAAUGGCGGCGCGCAGUCUUUGGAGCCAUCUCCAGCGGAAGAGAUUGUUGCGGACCGCUCGGCUAGUGGCGGGCUUGCGGAAACGAGCGGACGUCCGAACCCGGCGAGUGGUGUCGAAGGCGCGUCCGAAAGCGUGGAGAAGUCCGCCAACGGAAAGUUCCGUCCGUCGGAGGCGGAAGCGAUUCCGGUGGCGUUCGGGAAGGGCCGGGUGAACUUGGGCGCUGCGGUGAAGCGGCGGCGGCGCUCCGGGGGGGAGGGGUACAGCAGCGGGAGCGACAGCGAGGGACCCCCCCGGAGAGCGGGAAACGGUCUUCGGAGCCCUGCGCAGGAUCUGGAGAUUUUCCAGCGGUUCGAUACGUUGCCGGACUUUGGAUACAGCACGGGGGACGAGGAUCACCGGGGACGGAUGCACCGACGGUGGCGGGACGUUGAGCGGGCGGUGGAGAACGGAAGCAACGGAACGAACGGAACGAACGGGAAGGUGACAGGCGGCGGGGUGAAGAGUGGAGGGUUGAAGGGAACAGGGGCUGGGAAUGGACGGACUGAAGGGGUUUCAGGGCCUUUCAUGAACGGGGCAGUGGGUUCAAAGGGAGGGCGAGGGAAGGGGCUGACAGCACUGGAGGACGUGCAGAACGGAAAAGCGACGAGAAUGCAGAUGGAAGAGGCAUUGAGCAGUGGGAGAAGGUCAGAGAGUGCGGGAGUCACGUCGCUGAAAGGCGGAACUAGGGGGGCAGAUCAGGUUGAGCAACAUUUGGUUGCGGAAGAUCGGUCAGCGGGCCGUUCCGAGGGGGUAGGAUUAGGGGAUGAUGGGGAAAGCGACUCGAACGAAGGGCGCAGCGCGAGCGCAGGAGACUCACUGGUCAUUCGCAGUACUACUAAGCGAGUGCCCGGGCAAAGUCCCCGGGUUGCCAAACCAAGGGUUAGGCCAGCGGUUAGCUCAAACGUGGACGAAAAGGCGCAGGGUCUCGAUCAGCCAGGCAACGGACGGGGUGAGAGUUCGAGUCGUUUACGGGAAGCAGCGAACGGUUGGGAUCUGUUAGCGGAUCCCGAAACCAUGCGAUCCCCGUCGCUUGAAAACAACGGCGCGGGAAAUGGUAAGCAGCCCGUAACGAAGCGAGUUGGUAAAGGUAAACCAGGUAGGUUAGCGCCGCCGCAGCGGUCCGCGUCUAGAGACAAUGUCGAGUUUGAGGGAAAUCUGUACAGAGACUUAGAGAGCAUUCCGUUCGAUGAGUUGACGACCGAUCAAAUGAUGGCCCUGAAGUACGGUCAUAGUUCGAGGCCAGGCAGCGAGGAGGUAAAGCGCACGCGCAAGAGGAGGUAACGCGUUCUAGGUCGAGGUUUGAUGUUGGAAGGAAUAGUUGAAAGCUAACUGAGUCGCAAACAAAUGGACUGAUUUUGAAAAGAAGGCCCUGGUCGUGCCACCUGGUUCGCUCGGCAAGUCAGGCCGCCCCAGCUGACCCAGGGGCACCAUUCUUCCAGCUCUCAAC